Molecule: messenger RNA, 2256 nt
Organism: Siniperca chuatsi (mandarin fish)
Lineage: Eukaryota; Metazoa; Chordata; Actinopteri; Centrarchiformes; Sinipercidae
Gene: dynll2a
Product: dynein, light chain, LC8-type 2a
Exons: 3
Coding region: 218-487 (89 amino acids)
Biological process (GO): cilium assembly; microtubule-based process
Cellular component (GO): cytoplasmic dynein complex
Molecular function (GO): dynein light intermediate chain binding; dynein intermediate chain binding
Source: RefSeq, a predicted model, not a curated record
AUGCAGCAGAGGGGCGGGGAGUUGUUGGAGCAGCACAGCAGAGAUCCAACCUACCUACAUGCUUAUUGUGUAAAUCUUUAAAAAGCAAUUAGCCGCAGCAUCAUCUAAAACCUCACCCCCUCCCCACUUUGGUUGGGUGAAAUACAUUUUUUUUUGGGGGGGAAAGAAGUGUUUUCAGGCGGCUCAAGAAAAGCAGGCAUCAUCAUCACCCUCAACCAUGACUGACAGGAAAGCUGUGAUCAAGAACGCAGACAUGUCCGAGGACAUGCAGCAGGACGCGGUGGACUGUGCCACCCAGGCCAUGGAGAAGUACAACAUAGAGAAGGACAUCGCAGCCUACAUCAAGAAGGAGUUUGACAAGAAGUAUAACCCCACCUGGCACUGCAUCGUCGGGAGGAACUUCGGCAGCUACGUCACCCACGAGACAAAGCAUUUCAUUUACUUCUACUUGGGCCAAGUGGCCAUAUUGCUCUUCAAGUCUGGCUGAGAGGUUUCUGAUGGGUGUUGAGGAGUUUUUCUCCCUGAACCUAAAUCGGAAAUGCACUGGUGGCUGAUGUCUCCCAUACACUAAUAACGACAUACCAUAAUGAUGCAAAACCCGGCCGUGCGCAAUUGCAUGGACUAUACACUAUUUAAUAUGUAUGUUACAAUAAGUUUACUUUUCGAUAGUUGCCAUUUGAAUGCAACUGAAGUAGUUUUUGUUGAUGCUGUUUAAAUUCUAGGUUGUAAAAGAUUUCAACGUGGCCCUUGAUUGUAUAAUAAAGGAAAGCUGUAGAAUGUAGUGGUGCAUCUGCUUUCCUUCACAAGUGGCAUUGCCAGACCCAGUUAUGAGACUCCAUCUGUCGGUUUAGAAGGUAAAAUCAUACUGUGUGCACCAGUUUAACAAUACAUUAUCAAGAUUUUAACAUGUGGCCAAUUCAAAAGAAGUUGGUUAAUGGGGCAAAAUAAUCGAAUGAGUUACUUCACGGCCUCCUGUGGUCUCCGGGAGAACAUACAGCAUGAGUUCACUUUAUCACUGCUAUCUUACUUAAUUUAAAGCCAUUAUGUUGGCUUUAGAUGCAUAUACAAAACUAACGUUUUGGAUUUAAAAAUAGAAUCCCCAACAGAUGUGAAAUGUUAACAGCCGCUUUUCAGAAAAAGAUGUCACAACAUCCAACACACUUGACAUUUUGGAACCAACACACACCAGUGCAAGCAUUUCCAGGGACGUUUAGUUUGUCAGCUCUUAAAUUUACACUGUGAAGGACGAUAGAGCAAAUAAAGCUCACACACACAGACCUUCGCCUGUAAUGUCCGAAUAAUAACACUACAGACUGGUUACCAAAAUCUCCCAACUCACCUACCUAGAUUUCAGUCUUAAAAUCUUGUGUUUCUGCAUGUUUGGAGGUUAAUCAUUUCCGAAAGCUCAUCUUGAAGCUAAAUCAUUUAUUUAACUUUCACUUUUGAGUAUGUAGAUAUUGGACUGAGCCAAUGUGUGUCUUGUCCCAGUAAUUGCUAUAAUGCAGGUUCGGAAGGUGAUUUAGAUUUAAAAAAAAAAAACCCAUCUGCAGUCAACUCUACCAAGGCUACCAACACCCCUGUGUUUCAGAUGGUUGUGUCGUGUUGUGUGGCUUGUGAUACCUUCAAGUUGCAUUACCCCCAACCUUUAUUUUUUGCAUUGCCAGCGUACUGCCAGACACGCAGGAAAGACAAAGCAUUUGGUGGAGUUGGGACUUCUUAAAGCAACUGCAAGCAGGUGUAUCUCUUGUCUAGCGCAUUGAUUAAGGGUUUUCAUUUCGUCAUGUCAAUAUAAUUAGUUUGAAAUGGCAAUGCACAAUGUUUGGAUUCUGAUGAAAUGUGUUCUUUGGUGAGACAGAUUGGAGGGAUUUAAUCUGUGUAGUUGGAUAACACCACACAUUUCUCGUUGUGCGUAAAGACUGAAUGUUUACUCAGUUUUUCCCUCCCAUAAUCCAACAAUGGGUGAAAUGUGUAUCUCUCAAGUGUUAGUUUGGAUAGACAUUGUUUUCAUGGGGAAGUCUUCCUGAUUACUGUCAAUGUAAACUGAUUUAGUAUUGUUUUCCUCUGGCAUGCAUUUUUGCUGUGUAUAUGUAGGAGCCGUUCCGAUGCUGUUAAAUUUGCACAAAACGUGUGCCUGUCAUUGCUCUCAACUGUAACCGGCUUGAGUACAAUUGCACUUCAUUAGAGUUAUCCAGUAGGUUGCUACAGAACCAAAAUCGUAUAAACACGAUAAAAUAAAAAUUAAUUGUUGACUUAUUA